Molecule: messenger RNA, 3204 nt
Organism: Plectropomus leopardus (leopard coralgrouper)
Lineage: Eukaryota; Metazoa; Chordata; Actinopteri; Perciformes; Serranidae
Product: cyclin-dependent kinase 17-like
Biological process (GO): protein phosphorylation
Cellular component (GO): cytoplasm; nucleus
Molecular function (GO): ATP binding; cyclin-dependent protein serine/threonine kinase activity
Source: RefSeq, a predicted model, not a curated record
GUGGCGGCAGCAGGCAGCGUCAGCAGGCAGAGGACACGCUCAGAUCAACCAGUAAUCACCACCGUCUCUCACACUGCCAUGGUCGAAAACCCAACAACAGUGCUUCCUAUUUUUUACCGAGAGUGAAACUUUAAAGCCCAUUACAAACAUGUUGCUGGACGCUACAACCCUGCGGAUAUAAGCGACAGUGAAGAGCAGAAGUACCACAACACCGAAACCACAAAGAAGAAGAAGAAGCUGUUUUUUCGUUUUUUUUACGCUCGGAGGGAAAGACGGCAUCCGGCCUGAGAAGAAGCUCCGAGGUCGGGGACUCCGGUCGGAGCAACGCUCAUCGUUUCUGGCCUCCCCUUCCUGAGAGCUCCAUGGAGAAAAUGAAGCGAUUCAAGAGGCGUCUUUCUCAGACGUUACGAGGCAGUCACACCAUCGACGAGUCGCUGUCUGAGCUGGCAGAGCAGAUGACCAUCGAGGAGAACGGUCUGAAGGACAGCGUAUCCAGGGUUCGUACAGAGCCUAUCGUGAGGAAUGGUCGUCCUCCGACGGCCCACAGUGUCCACUCCUUCCUCCACCAGUACACAGGCUCCUUUAAAAAGCCUCCACUGCGACGGCCUCAGAGUGUCAUUGGAGGAGGCCUGGGCUCUCUCAUGGUCAUGCCUCGCAACGGCAGUCGCCUCGAUAUUGUCCAUGAGAACCUGAAGAUGGGGUCGGAUGGGGAGAGCGACCAGGCGUCGGGAACUUCCUCUGAUGAGGUGCAGUCGCCAACGGGUGUAUGUCUGAGGAAUAGAGGGAACAGACGCAUCUCUGCAGAGGACCUGAACAAACGUCUGUCCCUACCGGCCGACAUCCGGAUACCUGACGGUUACCUAGAAAAGCUGCAACUGAGCAGCCCGCCCUUUGACCAGCCGCUGAGCCGACGCUCCCGCAGAGCAUCGCUGUCAGAAAUAGGAUUCGGGAAGCUGGAAACCUACAUCAAACUGGACAAACUAGGGGAGGGCACGUACGCUACAGUCUUCAAGGGGAGGAGUAAGCUGACGGACAACCUUGUGGCGCUGAAGGAGAUCAGACUGGAGCACGAAGAGGGGGCGCCAUGCACAGCAAUCAGAGAAGUGUCGUUACUGAAGGACCUGAAACACGCCAACAUUGUUACACUGCACGAUAUCAUCCACACAGACAAGUCGCUCACACUGGUCUUCGAGUACCUGGACAAAGACCUCAAGCAGUACAUGGACGAUUGUGGGAACAUCCUGAGCAUGCAGAAUGUCAAGAUUUUUCUCUUCCAGAUCCUGCGAGGCCUGGCGUACUGUCACAGACGGAAAGUUCUCCACAGAGACCUGAAGCCCCAGAAUCUGCUCAUCAAUGACAGAGGAGAACUCAAACUGGCUGAUUUUGGGCUGGCAAGGGCAAAAUCCGUGCCCACUAAAACAUACUCUAAUGAGGUGGUAACACUUUGGUAUCGGCCUCCCGACGUGCUCCUGGGCUCCUCUGAGUACUCCACUCAGAUAGACAUGUGGGGUGUCGGCUGUAUAUUCUACGAGAUGGCUGCCGGCAGGCCCCUGUUCCCAGGCUCCACAGUGGAGGACGAGCUGCACCUCAUCUUCAGGCUGUUAGGCACUCCCACAGAAGACAGCUGGCCUGGAAUAUCCUCCAUCGACGAGUUCAAGUCCUACAAGUUCCCCAAGUACAAGGUCCAGCCGCUCAUUAACCAUGCGCCCAGGUUGGACACUGAUGGCAUCGACCUGCUGAUGUCAUUCCUAAAAUAUGAGUCAAAAAAGAGGAUCUCUGCUGAUGAAGCAAUGAGACAGCCGUACUUCAGGAGCCUGGGGCCACGUGUGCACACACUGCCAGAGAGCAUAUCCAUAUUCACACUGAAGGAGGUCCAGUUGCAAAGAGAUCCUGGCUACCGGAACUCGUCGUACCCGGAGUCAGGUAACGGAAAGAGCAGAAGACAAAGCAUGCUGUUUUAGAUUCUCUGGACUGUAUUUCUUUUUUUAUUUGGGAAGCAUCUCCCAGCUGUACAGUCAUGCAAAAUGGAUCAGUAACCCGAGAUGGAUGUUGGCGUUGAGCAUCCCCAUCAUCAUCACUCCCCCCAAGCUACUUGGGAAACUCGUCCACAGUGCGACCGACCCCCUUUCAAGGUCUGGCCUGAACCUGACCUAUAAGAGACAUUUAUAUACUGUACAUCUAUAUUUAUUGAGAAGAGAAUUUGCUGCUAAAUCUAACUACUGUCUAGAAUUCUAACUGGCUCAGUCACUUUAAUGAGUACAUGCAAUGUGUAUAGAUUAAGUUUUUUUGUUUUUUUUUUUUGAAGUGAUGGUAUUUUAAGUAAUAUUUUUGUCAUUAUUUCCAUUUUAAUGCAUAAAAUCUCCACCUCAAAGCUCCUCAGUGUGUGUAGGUGUGUAAGGUGCACAUACAAACAGACAGAUGUUUCUGAAGCAACUUGUAUGUGACCGUUUACUUUGAAGGUUUUUGCAACCAGCUUUGAUAUAACUGAUAAUUUUAUCCUAACUGGAGGCUAAGACGAGAGCAGUGCUGUCAAGCUGUGUGCAAAAUAGAUCACAUUCUUGUCAGAUGCUGGCAUAUCAUUCCAGGAUGCUGCAGUCUCUGUCGUGACCAAUGAACAAAUGCAAGAGGGAAAAAGGCAGCAUAGGAUUAUUAACAAGGGCAUUACCGGAUUAGUUACGUCUCCUAAAUUCUUCAGAAAACCAAUAUGUAACUACAGUGUACAACCUUCUCAUCCUGACACUUCAUCUUCUCCAGUUUUUUUUACAAAGAGGAGGUGCAAAGUGUAUCCCAGGUGUUUGAAUCUGCUGCCUUUGUGCAUCACAAAUGUGUUUUCCUCUCUGCCAUUCCCAUCUCCAUCAACUGUAAAAAAAAAAAAAAAAAAAAAAAAAAGGAAAAAAAAGAAAAAGAUUUUUUUUUCUUCUGGAUUGCCUCCAUCAUUGUGUUGCAUGCCUGCUGCUCUGUUGUAUGAGGAAGCACACAGCCACUGAACUCCUGUAUCAGGGAGCAUUAGCUAUAGUCCUGCCCCUAGUGGAUAAUGAGACACAGCCUAUUUAACAGUGUUACAAGAGAUGUUUUGUAUGAUAUUCUUUAACUUUAUUUGUUGAUAAUUGUUAUUGGUGUGGGAUUUUGUUGAAGAUGCCCUCCCAUAUUUGAGCUUUUUUCCCCCAAAGUAAAGAAAAUUAAAUUUAAAGUUUAAAAAGGAAA